Messenger RNA from Trichechus manatus latirostris (Florida manatee), 1419 nucleotides. It is a transcript of the gene RENBP, whose product is annotated as renin binding protein. NCBI's taxonomy places the organism in Eukaryota, Metazoa, Chordata, Mammalia, Sirenia, Trichechidae. Gene Ontology annotation, molecular function: peptidase inhibitor activity; N-acylglucosamine 2-epimerase activity. The transcript has 11 exons. Gene Ontology annotation, biological process: carbohydrate metabolic process; N-acetylmannosamine metabolic process; N-acetylglucosamine metabolic process. The record is from RefSeq and is a predicted model, not a curated record. The coding region runs from base 115 to 1407 and encodes 430 amino acids.
CGCGCCCUGCGGAGCCCCCGGACAGAGUGGGUGGGUGGGGCGCGGCUCGGUCAGCUGAGUGGCAGUCACGGGACGGCGACCAGCUUCGUCUGGUUUCCUACAGAACAGGGAGGGAUGAGCGGGGGUCUUCGAGUGCGACAGGACAUGGAGAAGGAGUGGGAGACUCUGAAGGCCUGGAAGGAGCGCGUGGGGCAGGAGCUGGACCGAGUAAUGGCCUUCUGGAUGGAGCACUCCCACGACCAGGAGCAUGGGGGUUUCUUCACAUGUCUGGGCCGUGAUGGGCAGGUGUAUGACGACCUCAAGUAUGUCUGGCUGCAGGGGAGGCAGGUGUGGAUGUACUGUCGCCUGUACCGAAAGGUCGAGCGCUUCCGCCGACCUGAGCUCCUGGACUCAGCCAGAGCAGGGGGAGACUUUUUGCUGCGCCAUGCUCGGGUGACACCUCCUGGGAAGAAAUGUGCCUUCGUGCUGACGCGGGACGGCCGCCCCGUCAAGGUGCAGCGCACGAUCUUCAGCGAGUGUUUCUACACCAUGGCCAUGAACGAGCUGUGGAGGGUCACAGGGGAUGCGCGCUACCAGAGCGAAGCGGUGGAGAUGAUGGAGCAGCUCGUCCGCUGGGUGCGGGAGGACCCGUCGGGGCUGGGCCAGCCGCGGCUCUCGGGGGCCCCUGGCGCCGAGCCCAUGGCAGUGCCCAUGAUGCUGCUGUGCCUGGUGGAGCAGCUCGGGGAGGCGGACGCGGAGCUGGCGGCCAGAUACGCGGAGCUGGGGGACUGGUGUGCCAGCAGGAUUCUGCAGCACGUCCAGAGGGACGGGCAGGCUGUGCUCGAGAACGUGGCCGAGGAUGGCAGGGAACUUGCUGGUUGUCUGGGGAGACACCAGAACCCAGGCCACGCCCUGGAAGCUGGCUGGUUCCUGCUCCAUCAUGCCAUCCGGAAAGGCGACCUCGAGCUACGCGCCCACAUUAUCGACAAGUUCCUGUUGCUGCCCUUCCGAUCAGGAUGGGACCCUGACCAUGGAGGCCUGUUCUAUUUCCAGGAUGUCGACGGUCUCUGCCCCACCCAGCUGGAGUGGGCCAUGAAGCUCUGGUGGCCUCACAGCGAAGCCAUGAUUGCUUUCCUCAUGGGCUACAGCGAAAGCGGGGACCCUGCCUUGCUUCGCCUCUUCUGCCAGGUCGCGGAGUACACCUUCCGCCAGUUCCGUGAUCCCGAGUACGGGGAAUGGUUUGGCUACCUGAACCGAGAGGGCAAGGUCGCCCUCACCAUUAAGGGAGGUCCUUUUAAAGGCUGCUUCCACGUGCCGCGGUGCCUGGCCAUGUGCGAGGAGAUGCUGGACGCCCUGCUGAGCCGCCUCGCCCCGGCCCCCCGGCCCCAGGCCCCGGCCGCGGUGCCUGCCCGCCCAGGCGCGGAAUAAAGCUGAGCCUGC